GACUUGUUCUGACACGAGCUUAGCUUUAACUGGAAUCCGUUCAAGUUCGAGCUAUCAGUCGUGAAAACAAACAGUAUCGGAGACACAACUUGUUCAGGAAAUAUUUUGAUAUAUUGUUGUGGAAAGACAGCCAUCUCAACAUGAGUGUCAGUGUGUGUUAUGGUAUAGAACCGAUGGAUUUCUCUUUCCAUGAAGAUGAGGAUCUUGCUGUUUCUAGUUCCAGUGCUGUAGAUACAAAGUUUGAUGAGACUAUUGGACAUGUUGAGGAUAUUAUUAUGGAUGAUGACUUCCAGAGAAUACAGACAGAAUUUUUAGAGAAAUAUUACCAGGAGUUUGACGACUCUGAAGAAAACAAAUUUAUAUAUACAGAUAUCCAUAGAGAAUAUGUUCAAUUAAUAGAAACACAUUUAAACGAUGAACUCACAAAACGCAUGCCAGGGUUUUCCAUGGGUGAAUUUACACACCAAAUUAUGGAGAGAAAAAAUGAGCUGGAAGGCGAGAUAUUUGAGAUGCUGCUAACAUUUAGUGACUUCAUGGUGUUUAAGGAAAUGUUUCUUGAUUUUAAAGCAGACAAAGAAGGACGAACAGUGGACCUGAGUGGAGGAAUUAUGGUGACUUCCAUGCAAGGUGGCGGAGAUGACUGUGCAGAUGACGGUGGAGAUGAUGGAGGAAUCUCAUUGGACGACUGCACAUUUUCUCUAACGGGACAUUCAUUUGGAGAUGGACCGGAGCAGAAAUAGUGUCUAUCCCUAGUGAAUUAGUGCUUAAUGAAAUGUUACCAUGUCCAUCGCAGGUGAAUCAAUACUGCCUGGAAUGUGUGGAUUUGUAUGAUGGUGGAGUGUCCGACGAAUCUUUCUGCCAAAAAGUUCAUAUGUUCACCGUAUUGAGUCGGUGUUCAUGUGUAUACAUGGAGUUGAGAUAUGCUCAUUUUGAAAGAUAUCCUCUUUCUUGUAGUUAAUGAAAUUCACCAUUUGAUGGCAGUGUCCAUCUUGAAUUAUUGUUGUAUCGUAUAACCUUACACCUUGUCUGAAGACUUCCUUGUUUAAACUGUUCUAUGGGGGAGUAAAAUCCCAUUUCCAUUGACACAGAAAAUGUUAAAAUGUGUCGCAAGAUUUUCAUUGUGAUUCCACAAACACAACUGGUAUGGUGGUUGUUUUGUAUGUUAUUGAAAUGUAAUCAAAAAACAUGAUUUGUUAAAUUUUAGAUCCUGGACAAGUAAAAAGUUACAUAAUAAUAGACUGAAGAUUUAAGGAUAAAUAUAUGUAUUCUACCUCUACACUAUCACAUAAACGUUUUAUUUAUGAAAAGGCAAAGAAAUUUGUGAAAUAGGCUUCACUUGGCUAUAAUCGGGACUUGAUAUGAACUGUUAUACGAGCUAAAGGGAAAUAACCACCACAUCACGGAUACAUUGCAUUAUAGGGAAGUACAAUAUACGAAAGUUUUGAGAUAUUGAAAUAAUUUACAUUCAGUGUUCCUUUCUAAGUCUUAAAAACGCUACAUUUUUUAGAAUUACCGAAAUGUAACCAAAUAUUGCACAAUUUCCAUAGUGUUGGAUCCGGAGGGGAGCAGACAAGUCUUGUUUAGAUUGAAAAUAACGAAAGAAAGAUUUAAUUCCAAGCAUCUUCCUUAUGAAACUUUAGACAACUAGAGUUUCAGGGAGCCGAAUUUAAAUUCACUGUGCAUUCUACUGGUAUGAAAUUACUAUUGUUUCAUUUCUCUGUACCAGUUUGAUUUUUCCAAUCAUCUAACGGUAGUGUUAUUGUAAAUAAAACAUGCAUCUCUUUGAUCUUUAAACAAUUAUAAUUCUGUGGCAUAUACCCAGGCAUUGAGUGGUAUUAUUAUUUUGAUAGAAACUAAUGAAUAACAUCAUCAGUCUUAAAAUGCCCCCUGUAUCUCCUAAAAUGUUUAACCAGGUUUAAUCCUGUGUGAUACAAAAUAUUGUUUUGAUAGGGAACAUUAAUUUGUUUUAUUAGUUAUCUCGAAUAGUCUCUCCAUCUACUCUCAAUCCCAAGUGUACGUCACGCCUUCCAGAUAAAACUGGAGUUAGUAUUUUAGACUCCGGUGUUAUCCUACAGUGACUGUUAAUCUCUACUGCCUUCCAUUUAUAUCUCACCAUCUCGUCAUCUCAUUAUGUUUUUCAUUCCACAACUCACCUGAACUAGGUUUCAAUAAGUACUUGUAAAUAAUUAUAAUCACUGAAUGUAAAAAAAGUCCGUCCUUAGAUUUGUGACAUAUCAACUGUUUUUAUAAAGUUUAUUUUUCAAUAAGGCUGAAUGAGAGACUUGGUAUGUCUUUUUGGACACAGGGACAUGGCAAUAUUCCCAACCCAAAGUCCACAGGUAUUAUAUAUUAUAUAGAUGUACGUAACCUCCUUUUUUUGACAGGGGUUGGAAAUUUGUACCAAGUCCCUGUGUUGUUGGGCAUGACCUUUACUGUUAAGAGAAGGGCAUUGUAGCAAAAAACAGUGACAAUGCUUUGAAGAAAAUUUGAAAGGUUGUUUAUAUUUCUUUAUUUGUUUACAAUUUUAUUCUCGCUUUGCGUUGUUGUGUAAUUUGAAAACGAAAUAUGAAAGGAGGUUCCAACUUCUUGUUGAUGUUUUCUUUCUUGACAGCACUUGAAUAAAAAUUACGUUUUAUGUUAAGGGAGGUUGACAAAAAUUGAUUGAAAGAUUGAUGUGUGUGUGUUUAGCUAUAUGGUCGAAACUUUUUUUUCUUUUUCUGGUUUAUAUUUUGUCAGGUGAUCUGAUCAUAGAAUGAUCUGAUUUGUCGAGGCUGCUGAUAAGUCAGUUGAUCAAGUAAGAUGAGCGGUCAUUUGAUCUUUUUAAUCAAGGGACCAGGCAUUGGUUUUAUCAGAGUUCCAUAACUGAAGGGCAUUCCUUAGCUUGAAAUGUUCCAUUGCAAAGCCUAACACUAUUGAAGAAAGGUUUAAAUUCUUAACUAAAUUUUUUUGGUUAAAUCCAAUAAUGCUCUCCUAUGGAGUUUUUUAAGUUAAAGAAUUUUAAGGGAUUAAACCAGAGCCUGGUCAGUUGAUCAAUAUGUUUGAUCUAGUUAGGUGAUUGGUCAAUUAAUUUCAUUAGUGAAGUAACCUGUGGUCAUUUGAUUUUAUUCGUGCAGUGACCUAGGCCUGUGGUCAUUUGAUCUUAUUCGUACAGUGACCUGAUUGGUUGAUUGAUCUAAUAUGGUCAUGCAUGGUUAUUGCAUGUACAGCAGUCUGAUUGGUUGAUGAUAUUAGAUAGUUGAUAUUGGUUACAGCUCCAUUUGCAGUUGAUCAUUGAAUGCAGUUUUCUUUUUGUAUUCUUUUCAUAAACAUUUGCAUCAGCUAAUCUUGUUUUCUAGAUUACUAGAUUUUAUAACAAUGUGACUGACUUUGGGGAAUUACAAAUAAAUAACAGUAAGAUCGUACAGACGUUAUCCUUUACAGUACAGUAAAUACAAAUUAGAUUGUAAAAGACUUUCUGAAAUUGACUUCCUGGCAAAAUUUCUUCCAUCACCUCUUGUCCACACAUACUGAAAAGCUGAAACUUACUAUGCUUUUGUUCUUUUCCAUAAUUAGAAUUAUUCUAUUGUAGGAUUUCAGAUGUACCAAAAGUUUAUAUAUCUAACUUCAAAUUUUCCUCAGCAAUGAAAAUGAAAUCCUUAAAGGAAGUAUAUUGUUAGCCUGUAUAACAAGAGAAGAGUUUAUUUGUUGUAAGUGGAAUUACACAGUGUAGUUUGUGAGAACGAAAGUGUCUGUAUGUAGGUUGUAAGUUUCUGUGUCGGUUGUAACAGCGAGAAAGUGAAUGUUUGUUUAUUUCUACAUGUAAAUUUAUUAUAUUUACAUGAAUAAAUUAUUAUUUAAACUCAA
Molecule: messenger RNA, 3843 nt
Organism: Pecten maximus
Lineage: Eukaryota; Metazoa; Mollusca; Bivalvia; Pectinida; Pectinidae
Product: ADP-ribosylation factor-like protein 2-binding protein
Exons: 7
Coding region: 141-740 (199 amino acids)
Biological process (GO): maintenance of protein location in nucleus; positive regulation of tyrosine phosphorylation of STAT protein
Cellular component (GO): mitochondrial intermembrane space
Source: RefSeq, a predicted model, not a curated record